CAUUGACCACAUGUUUUUCGUGCAGCUUGUUUACAUAUUUUUGACAGCACAAGGUGUUGGGUGCAGUAAGAUUUUGAAGAUUUUUGUGUAUAUUUCGAUUUCUAUGUGCAUUUCACAAAAUUUACCUUUGAUUUGAAAAUGAGCUUAAAGAAAAUUACUUCUCAAUGUGAGGACAGUGUCACGGUGGUCAGUGUAACAGUGCCCGACGUUGAAUCGCUGAAAAAUCUCACGAGCUGUGAUGUGUUUGUAGACGAGCAUAAUUUAUUGUUUUCUUGUGAUUACGUUACGUAUCGGUAUUACAGCACGAGGAAAAUCGACGUGAAGGACAUGAAGGAGCUGCAGGUGCUGUUGGAUACGACAAAGCGGGAGUUCGUGCUUAGGAUCCCGCUCUUGCCGGCAGAUUGUCUGCCCGACGACAAGAUACAGAACACAGACAGUCCUGCGAAGAGAAUCCCGUCGGCCGUGAAUAUUUUGUCAAUGCAGCGCGCGGCGGAGACUUGUACGUUUCUGAUGAACGGCGAACGCGGCCAGUUUCAGAGGAAAUUCAGCUACGGAUUUGGUUGUAAUUUCGAUGAUGAUACGUCUCUAUUGGAAGACACACUUCGGCCCAUUUCACGAAUUACAAAUCCCAACGGAUUCAGUCCAAUUCAACGAUGUUACCAACGAGAGCAGGACGAAAAACGGGAUUUCUGUCGAGAACAGUACAAAUUGAAUUUUGUUGAGUUACAGGUCCCCGAUGGGCUAGAGAAUCCUGCAAAAUUCGCCUUCAGUUGUAGCGAUAGCAAGUUGGACACGAAGCAGCAGUACAGCCUGAAAGUUAUACUAGAGAAGCCUCUGAAAUUGUCGCCAUGUCGGGAAGCAUAUGUGGAUGCCGGACUGGUUGAAUUGAUCCUCGUCAUCUGCUACGAUGUUCGAUCUACGCAAAACGAGACGACAUGCGAGAGUGCCUGGACGCGGUCAAUCCUAUCGUCAAUGCUGACAUAUUUCGAGACUAGCCCAAAUCUUCGGACGGUGAUCGAGAAUUUUUUGCGGAGAUCAUUGAUAUAUCCAUUGUACCGUAAUUACGAUCUGAGUCGGAUGUGUAUCGAGGACGCAAUCGCAGCGUUGCAGAUGGGCUCGAAGUGGAUCCUAAAGCAGCUCCUCGUCACUUACGAGUUAUUCCUUACAAGCGACGAUAAUCGGUCGUUGUACAAUAAAUACUUCAUCGAAGAUUACAUUCGCUACGUUUCAUCCGUCGAGGACAAUUACUUGAAAACUUUGUCUAGAAAUUUGAAGAAUUUGCAUUUGAACAUUAGCAAGAAGGAUACGCGUUUGAAUUUGUCCGAUAUCGAGACGGAGUUGCUUAAGGAAUUGAUCGAGGACAUUCAUUUGGGGAACUCAGACGAUUCUGAUGACGAUGAUGCAGACAGUGAUGGGAGCGAUGACGAGAGCUCAAGCGAGGAUACAGAAAGUGGCAGUGAAGAGAAUAAUGCGUAGAGGAUGAGUUUUGUACAUAGUUUAUGAGACGACAAAUAAAAUAAGUCUAUUUUA
Messenger RNA from Hermetia illucens (black soldier fly), 1530 nucleotides. RefSeq names its product protein SHQ1 homolog. The transcript has 5 exons. Gene Ontology annotation, biological process: box H/ACA snoRNP assembly. The record is from RefSeq and is a predicted model, not a curated record. Lineage: Eukaryota; Metazoa; Arthropoda; Insecta; Diptera; Stratiomyidae. Bases 139 to 1476 code for a protein of 445 amino acids. Gene Ontology annotation, cellular component: nucleoplasm; cytoplasm.